Molecule: messenger RNA, 1224 nt
Organism: Talaromyces rugulosus
Lineage: Eukaryota; Fungi; Ascomycota; Eurotiomycetes; Eurotiales; Trichocomaceae
Exons: 3
Coding region: 1-1224 (407 amino acids)
Source: RefSeq, a predicted model, not a curated record
AUGACCUCCCUCGAAACUGCUUUUGAAAAAGCUAGUGCUGAUGGCACACUCGCCGGAGCAGCUCUCCUCGCAGCAACCACAGACAAGGGAAUCGUCUACUCCAAAGCCUUUGGCAAGCGAUCUCUCGAAAAGGACGCACAGGAUAUGACAGUCGACGAUGUCAUGCAAUUGUACAGCGCAACCAAGCUUGUCACUAGCAUCUCUGCAAUGCAACUUGUCGAACGUGGCUUGUUUACCCUCGACGAAGACGUCUCCAAAGUGCUUCCGGAAAUUGGGGGUCUUAAAGUGUUAACUGGAAUGAACGGUUCCGAGCCGAUAUUUGAAGAGCCAAAAUCAAAAAUUACCCUACGGCAAUUGCUGUCCCACUCUUCUGGCCUUGCAUACCCAUUCUUAUCGCCAACAAUCGCCGAAUACAACACUGCCCAGGGCCGUCCACCUUUCCCACCUUUCCUCACAGUGACAGAAAGCUUCACUUUCCCUCUCACUUACCAGCCUGGCAUCUCGUGGGAAUAUUCGUCAAGUAUUGACUGGGCUGGCCUACUCAUUAGCCGCGUGGCAGGGGUGAGCCUCGAAGAAUACACGCAGCAAAACAUUGCCUCGCCGCUCGGAAUCGACGAUAUGACCUAUUUCCUCGCAGGAAAACCGGAUCUUCAGUCUCGACUAGUCUCGAUAGUCAACAGAGACCCAUCAAUCCCCGACGGCAAGGGAAAAGUUGUCCCAAGCGAGGGCCCGGGUGUUAUGAGCCAGGUCAAAGAAGAACUAGGCGGCGCGGGACUACACACAUCAGCACACUCUUACAUAAAAGUUUUGCAUAGUCUACUUGCCAACGACGAAAAAUUGCUCAAAAGGGAAACAGUCGACAGCAUGUUCGAGCCCCAACUCACCCCGGCUUCGCAACAGGCACUGCAAGCCACAUUUGACCAUAUACCCAAGGGCAAAACUGGAUCUGCGCCGCCUUUUAUUGGCGAGUUUGCGCAAGUGCAACACGACUUUGGGCUGGGCGGCAUGCUUAGCAUGGAAGACGUUGAUUCUGGAUCGAAAAAGUGGAGAAGAAAGGGGUAUAUGUUUUGGAGUGGUAUGGCGAAUUGGUAUUGGUUUAUUGAUCGCGAGGCUGGCCUUUGUGGCAUUUUUGGAACACAAGUCAUGCCCAAUGCAGAUGAGCAAGUUCGGGAGAUGAUAAGCGUGUUUGAGAAGGGAAUGUAUGAGCGGUUUACUUUUGCGUGA